Messenger RNA from Zootermopsis nevadensis, 1842 nucleotides. It is a transcript of the gene Pus1, whose product is annotated as Pseudouridine synthase 1. Gene Ontology annotation, molecular function: RNA binding; pseudouridine synthase activity. Gene Ontology annotation, biological process: tRNA pseudouridine synthesis; mRNA pseudouridine synthesis. Gene Ontology annotation, cellular component: nucleus. NCBI's taxonomy places the organism in Eukaryota, Metazoa, Arthropoda, Insecta, Blattodea, Termopsidae. The record is from RefSeq and is a predicted model, not a curated record.
UCCCUUACCUUUAUGAGUGUGUUGGUUUGUGAUAAUGAUAUUGGCAAUCUAUGUUGGUCUUAUCAAUGUUGGCAAUAAUGUCAAUAAUCUAUGAUAUGUGUUAGCGUAUGGUGUGUGAAAGAGGGUAUGAAAAAGAUGAGGUUCGCUAAUUAUAAGUUAACAGAUUUAAGCAAAAUAUGUUUCUAUGAUGGGCUGCGUGUACACCAUCUACGUCAAGUUUAACUACUCCUGAACAAACUGCAUAACUGCUGAGGAUUUAUUAAUGUUAUGUUUGUGAUUAGCUUUGUUCUAUGGAAUGGAUCGCUCUUACAACUAAGAAAUAUACAUUUAAUAUGUCCAAAGAAUAGUAAGUGUCGAACUUACGGAACACAGGAAACAGCUGGGCUAUCGAACGCCAGAUAAAUUGUCUUGUGUUAUUCAGGGUCUUCGCGAAUUUUCAUGUCAGGAUUUGGUUCCAGGUUAACGUAUUCAAAAUUUGGUUUUGUGUUUAAACUGUGUGGACUUUUUCGCACGAUGUGUGAUGCACCGCCUCCAGUAAGUAAGGAAGGAGACAGCAAGAAAAGACCAUUACAAGAAGAUUCUGAUAACACAGAUUUAAAGAAACAGUGUGUAGAACCAGAUAGGGUGAAAAGAAGAAAAGUUGCAUUGCUGUUCGGCUAUUCAGGACAAGGAUAUUUAGGAAUGCAGAGAAACCCUGGCAUGAAGACAAUAGAAGAAGAUCUGUUGACUGCCUUACUAAAAGCAAAUUUUAUUAAUGAGGAGGCUUUCAGUACACCUCAAUUGAUUCAGUUUCAACGAGCAGCUCGCACUGACAAAGGUGUGUCUGCUGUACGCCAAGUAGUCUCUCUCAAGUUGCCAGAAGAUGUGAAGGUGGAAACAAUCAAUAGCCACUUACCAGCGCAGAUUCGCAUAUUGGAAAUUAAACGUACAACUAAAGGAUUCAACAGCAAGAGUUCAUGUGAUGCUCGAACAUACUCAUACAUGUUGCCAACAUUUGCAUUUGCACCAUCAGGUGUGGAACCCAGUGAAUCUUACCGUAUCACAUCAGAAGUGAUGGACAACGUUAGGUCUACACUCAGAGGUUUCGAGGGGACUCACAAUUUUCACAAUUUUACUUCACGAAAGAAACCACUGGAUCCAAGUGCCAUCCGUUAUAUCAUUAACUUUGAAUUGGGAGAACCUUUCAUUAGUAAAGGUCUUGAGUUUGCUGUGUUGAAGGUCAAGGGACAAAGUUUUAUGUUGCAUCAGAUCCGGAAAAUGGUUGGUAUGACUAUUGCAGUGGCUAGAGGGCUUGCUACCAUUGAUACUUUGCACAAAGCAUGGAAGACAGAGCGGCUAGAUCUCCCUGUAGCUCCAGGCCUCGGAUUAGUUCUUGAGGAGGUACAUUAUGGCAGAUAUAAUCAGCGUUUUGGAAAAGAUGGAAUUCAUGAACCACUUGAUUGGUCUGAAACUGAGGCUGAAGCAGUAGCAUUCAAAGAGAAUUUUAUUUACCCGACAAUAAUUCAAUCUGAAAUUGAAGACAAGUCAAUGAUGUCUUGGCUCGAGACACUUCACUUACAUAGCUACUGUAUCCGUGAAGAUAAUUUAUCUCAUGGGUUGGAAACACUGGGAGAGGCUGUAGAUAUGAUACAGGGAAUAGAUGAUGGUGACAGACUGGCUACUUUAGCGAGAGUAGCACAGGUGGUGCAGGAGGGUCAGAAUGUCAUGUGUAAUGGCAAUUCCAACCAGUAUCCUUCUGAAGGUGUGUCAUCACCUUAGGUGAAUAUUGUGUACUACUUUGUAAAAGGACUGUAGUAUCUGAUUUAAUUUUAUACAAUAAAGAACAAUUUGUUACAAUUCUAA